This is a messenger RNA of Helianthus annuus (common sunflower), 1269 nucleotides long. RefSeq lists its product as uncharacterized. The coding region runs from base 1 to 1269 and encodes 422 amino acids. The record is from RefSeq and is a predicted model, not a curated record. Lineage: Eukaryota; Viridiplantae; Streptophyta; Magnoliopsida; Asterales; Asteraceae. The transcript is spliced from 7 exons.
AUGCGGUUUUUAUCAGAAAAUAUGGCACGCAGUUCAGCAGGACGUGGUGAGGGUCAAGGUGCUAGUAGGGGUCAAGGUGGUGGUCGAGGUAGCGGAUGUGGUGGGGGUCAAGGUGCUGGUCAAGGUGUUGGUAGGGGUCAGUUGCAGCACGAGCUUAAUGAUGUUGAUGAGCAUGUCGCUGCCGUUGGGCGUGGACCUGUUAUUCCAGCUCCACUACCCACAUUCGAAAAUCGCAGUUGGAUUUGGGUUGAAAAUGAUGAAUUCAAUGAUCAUGAUAAAGUUUCUCGGACCAUUGGAUCCAACUUAAAGUCUAUGUGGUUGGGUCCAUGGAAAGGAUGGAAAGAUGUUCCUUCCCAUCACCGCGAACGCUUGUUUGAGCGUUUUCAGCAAUACUAUCGAUGGGAAGAUAUUUCGAAAUCAUCAAUUCACUCAUGCUGGGAGAAGUGCAUUAAGGGGAAGUUUCCUGAUUUGUUGAAGAGGGCUCGUGAUAAAGCCAAGGCCCUUGCGAUCCAAGAGGGUGCGGAAGUUGAGAACGAUUUGACUCCAAUUCUUCCAUUUAAGCCACUGUGGAUGAGUCAAGAGUCUUGGGAAUCGCUAGUGCAUGCUUGGAAUACUGUUUCAUGGAAAAACAAAGCUUCUCAAAAUAGCGAUAACAGAGGAAAAGCAACGGGUGGCAGGCAUACCCUUGGCUCGAAGAGCUUUCUCACGGUUAGAAAAAACAUGGAGAAGACCUUGAAGCGGCGCGUCAAGUUCGGUGAAUUCUGGUUACAAACACAUGCAAAGAAAGGGUCGAGACCCCUAGAUGGGUUAUUGGGGUCUAGCAGCUCGAUUGAGCACGGUUCGGGAGAAGGCGGUGACAUGGAAGAGAACAUUCAUGAGCAUAACGUGACUAGGGUUGACACGAGGGCGAGUGAAGCUUAUGAAACUUACAAUAAAUAUGUUGUCGACAAAUAUGGAGAGGAUACCAGCUUGCAUCCGGAAAUUGACAUGGAAUUGUUGUCGCAAACUGUUGGAGGCAAGAAAAAGGGUAAAAUGUAUGGGAUCAGCACUAUCGCUGACUCGCGUGUCGUGAUGAUGGGUACACAAGAGAGAAAUGACAACAAUGAGGUGGAACGGUUGAAGGAAAAAAUAGCGGAGUUGGAACAAGAUAAGAUAGAGAAACAUGCUAUGAUGGAGAAAAUUGAAGAAGGUGCGAGGUUGCAUGCCGAAAUGAAUGAGAAAAUUCAAAUGUUGUCACAAAACCCGCCACAAAACCGGCCACCAACUUAA